This is a messenger RNA of Phytophthora infestans T30-4, 586 nucleotides long. RefSeq lists its product as uncharacterized. The record is from RefSeq and is a predicted model, not a curated record. The coding region runs from base 1 to 537 and encodes 178 amino acids. The transcript has 5 exons. NCBI's taxonomy places the organism in Eukaryota, Oomycota, Peronosporomycetes, Peronosporales, Peronosporaceae.
AUGGCCGACGCCGACAAAGCACGGCGGGAUGCGGUGGAUGCGGUACGAGGUGUUGCAAACGAGUCUGCUUCUAAGGGAGCAGACCUAAACCAGCUGCCUCAAAUACUGGAAGAAGAUGCCGAAUAUUUUCUAGCUAUUUCACCUCCGUUUGGGUUAUUUCUCCGUUCAGCCGCUGGCAAGCCUAUCACACACCACUCAGCGUCAGCACUGAGGCAAUCCGCUGCCGUCCAUUCGCUACCGUCAUUCCGGCGCGUCCAGACGUGCUCAGUCAUGUUCAUGUCGUCCAAGUCGGACCAAUUGGAGCGUGUCUACGACUCGCAGGAUCGACGCAUCAAAGCGCCGUGUGGCAGCCGUAUUUUCUACGAAAUGGUUUACUGCGUAAAUUUGAUGUAUGCGCUCUGUGUGCGGGAUAACCCGGACAUCUUCGGUCGCGCUGGGUUCGUCUACCGUGGCCGAAACAAAGCGCGAUGCAAGCGCAGGGAUCGCCAAGGAGCAAGACACCCUGUGCGCAACGGAGAAGCGCUUCAAUUAGACUAGACCCUCUCAGACUUAUCCUCAGUAAUACACAAAGUGUAUUUUUAACAGU